GAAACGCUGAGAGCUAACCGAGCUAGCGCUGGUCUCACACCGAGCCGGGACCAGGCACAAUGAAGACACGGCUUUAAGAGGAAUUCAGAACUCAUUCAUCCAUUCAGAGACAAACCGGACCGGGCUUCAGGCCAGAACCAGAACCACAGUUCAGUUUGGAGAACUAAACAGAAAGUCCAGCAGAGUCUUCAUUUAUUUAAACCAAAGGUCUUAUUGGGAUCUGAGUUUAAAACUGACUGAUAAACUUCUUGGUGAGUUGGGAUUAUUUUGCCGGAACCCGUCUUCGGUUUCAAGUUUUGACCCGUUGGUUCCGUCCAGAGGGACUGUGACCGGAGAGCUGAUAAGCUAAUCAAUACCUGGAACAAAUCUUACCUCACCACUCUGCUAUCAUGAGCGAGAGCAACAACACCGAUGGGGGAAUAGACUGGAGCAAACUGGAGCCCACUUAUUCCGUCAAGAUCUUCAUGACCGUCCUCUACACUCUCAUGCUGGUUGCAGGCAUUGUGGGUAAUUCAGUGACCAUCAAGGUGACGCAGGUGCUGAGGCGAAACGGCUACCUGCAGAAGAACGUGACGGACCACAUGGUGAGCCUGGCCAGCUCCGACCUGCUGGUGCUGCUCAUCGGCAUGCCGGUGGAGCUCUACAGCGCCAUCUGGUUCCCCUUCGGAUCCUCGUCCGGCAACACGUCCUGCAAGAUCUACAACUUCCUGUUUGAGGCGUGCAGCUACGCCACCAUCCUCAACGUGGCCACACUCAGCUUUGAGCGCUACGUCGCCAUCUGCCACCCGUUCCGCUACAAGGCACUGAGCGGCAAACGGACCUCGGUUCUGAUCACCUUCGCCUGGGUUGUGUCCGUUCUUAUUGCCUUGCCGUUGUUGAUCGCCACGGGAACGCAGGGACACAUACCGCAUCGACAGGAACUGAGUUUCUGCACCAAUCUGAAGGAGCACUGGGUGAUGUACAGAGCUAGCAUCUUCGGGGCGUUUGUCCUCUACAUGAUCGUGCUGAUCUCCGUCGCCUUCAUGUGCCGGGCGAUGAUCCUGGUGCUGAAGAAGCCGCUGGGAUCCAUAGACAACGGCAUCAACGGGACCGAAAGGCUCGGAAAGCACGAGAGCGAAACCACCAAGGCGGCUCGGAAGCAAACCAUCAUUUUUCUGGGUCUGAUCGUCGGCUCCCUGAUGCUCUGCUGGUUUCCCAACCAGCUGCGGCGCCUGAUGACGGCGGCCGUCCCGAAGUCUUCCUGGUCUCUGUCGUAUUUCUGGUUCUACGCGUGGCUCCACCUGGUGGCCGACGGCUGCUUCUACCUCAGCUCCGUGCUCAACCCGUUCCUCUACAACCUGUCGUCUCGUCACUUCCGCCAGGUGUUCCUGCAGGUGCUGCGCUGCCGCCUGACCGUCCAGCACGCUAACCGCCGCGCCACGCCGCCGCCCUGCGCCGCCUCCGCGCGCCCGCUGCUCCAGAAGUCGCUGCGUUUCGGCCGGAGGAGCGGCGGUGGCAGCGGCCAGCAGAGGGCGCCGCCCACCUUCACCACCUUCCAGAGCGACUCGGCGCCGUCCGGCUGCCAGCUGGCCGUCAGCCUGAGCGAGCAGACCGGACCGGAAACCGGAACCGAGACAGAAAUCUGAAACCUGAAGCCGCUUCGGGACCCGUGAAGCGUCGUCGUCACGGCGAUGAGACAGUUUCAUGUUUCGGCGAGUUUCUGAAAACUGCUAGAGCAAAAAGAAAUGAUAAUUUACAAAACUUCUGAACGUUUGGACAAAUUCAGUAGAAAAACCUCCAACACGGUGGUGGAGGCCUGAUGCUGGGGGCGUCCAGCCGGGUCCAAAUCUGCAGCAGAACGGCUGGAAGGGUCAGGCUUCAGGAACGGCCUAGUCAAAGGCAUGUUUGGCCCUGCAGAUAGACUGCUGCUGGGUCACUGGGUGUACUUACUUUUCCACAUGCAGCUCUUUGUUUUCUUGUUUUAAUAAAAAAUUAUGCUUUCUAGAAUCUGCAGCUCAAGUUUACAGGAACAAAUAUUUUCUAAGAAAAAAUCAAAUUUGAAAAACAAACUGAAUGUUUUUCAUUUAAUAAUAAAAUCUGAUUUGUUUGGAGAACUUUGACCCAGUUGAAGUUAAAUAAUCUUUUUAAGUUUAAUUUUAGUUUUAUCCAUCAGGUUUGAGAGUUAAGGAACGCCAGGAAGGAGGAAAACCACAGAAGAAGAAGACGGUUUGGCGUUUCCUCCAUCAACACCCGGAUCUGUCAUCCAGAAAAUCUCCACUAAACCGAUGGGAUUAUUUCCAGCAUGAAUAAUUUUCUUUGGGAUUUACAGGAGAUUUAUGCUGGUUUAACGGCUCAGAUGGAAAAUCCUGAUAAACGGUUUCACUCAGACAGGAAGUCAUUAAAUCAGACUUCCUGUGUUUAAUCAGCUGAUUUUCCUGAGUCUGGCGGUAAUCCCACAUCCUGAACUCGUUUUGCUUUUCAUCCAGUUUUAAUUUUCUUCCCGGCUGAAACAAACAGAACCGAUUCGGCUCUGAGACUCGCUGUGAUGAUGAUGAUGAGGUUCAUCUUCAUCGUGUUUUCUCUUCAUCGAUCCAAUGGCUGCUGGAUUAUUUACUCUGCGGGGCGUCACGUCGAUUUCCUUCCCCUCUUCUGUUUCCUGUCCAGAUCUCACAGACACUUUAAACUUAUUUUAUCUUAAGGAUAAAUAAAUAUCUAC
Xiphophorus couchianus (Monterrey platyfish) is the source of this 2695-nucleotide messenger RNA. RefSeq names its product G protein-coupled receptor 39 (gene gpr39). Gene Ontology annotation, biological process: G protein-coupled receptor signaling pathway. Gene Ontology annotation, cellular component: membrane. The transcript has 2 exons. The coding region runs from base 390 to 1625 and encodes 411 amino acids. Lineage: Eukaryota; Metazoa; Chordata; Actinopteri; Cyprinodontiformes; Poeciliidae. The record is from RefSeq and is a predicted model, not a curated record. Gene Ontology annotation, molecular function: G protein-coupled receptor activity.